AGAAGAUCUUCUCCAUUGGGCGGCAGUGCGCGUCUGCAGUGACUCUCUCUCUCUCUCUCUGCUGUGGGGGGGAUGGACGCCCCUGUCAUCAUCUGAAUCCGGCGGUGUGUGUGUGUGUGUGUGUGUGUGUGUGUGUGUGGAUGUGGCGCGCACUGCGGGCUGAAGCUGCGGGAGAUGCUCCGUGUUCUCCCGGUUCCAGUGCGGUGAUGGAGAUACUGGAGCUGCUCUAGAACACACACAUGUUCGCUGAAGAAGAUGACGAGAAAACACACGUUUAACUGAUGCUUCAUCUUCAUCUUGAUCAUCUGAUCUCACUGUCACCUGAACAGGAUUAUCUCAUGACAGAUGCAGCUGCUGUGGAUUUUUCCUCCUGAUUUCCUCAGAAUCGCUUCAUCUUCUCUUGGUUUGGGAGAACAGAAGACUGCUUCCUCAGAUCCGAUGCUUUCAGUCGCUCUGUGCUGAUAUCUGGAUCCAUCACUUUGGGAGACUCAGCGGUGAACAUGAGAUCACGGGUUCCUCUGCAGAUCCUGCUGUAUGCCACGGUCAUCAGAAGUCUGAAAGUGGUGUCCAAGCGCGGCUCAGUGGACGGCUGUACGGAUUGGUCUGUGGACUACCUGAAAUACAAAGUUCUGCUCGGGGAGCCUGUGAGGAUUAAAUGUGCUUUAUUUUAUGGAUACAUCCGUGCGAACUACACACAUGCUCAGAGCGCCGGACUCAGUCUGAUGUGGUACAAGAGCACGGGCCACGGAGACUUCGAGGAGCCCAUGUCAUUCGACGGGAGCCGGAUGAGUAAAGAAGAGGACUCCAUCUGGUUCAGACCGGCCGAGUUACAGGACGCCGGACAUUACUCGUGUGUGUUGAGGAUUCACAGAGAUGAGGAGUUCUUCUGA
Messenger RNA from Carassius auratus (goldfish), 890 nucleotides. Its product is annotated as interleukin-1 receptor accessory protein-like 1-B. The coding region runs from base 501 to 890 and encodes 129 amino acids. The record is from RefSeq and is a predicted model, not a curated record. Gene Ontology annotation, biological process: negative regulation of exocytosis. The transcript is spliced from 4 exons. NCBI's taxonomy places the organism in Eukaryota, Metazoa, Chordata, Actinopteri, Cypriniformes, Cyprinidae.